This is a messenger RNA of Rhodofomes roseus, 3756 nucleotides long. RefSeq names its product SNF2 family N-terminal domain-containing protein. The record is from RefSeq and is a predicted model, not a curated record. The transcript has 27 exons. NCBI's taxonomy places the organism in Eukaryota, Fungi, Basidiomycota, Agaricomycetes, Polyporales, Fomitopsidaceae. The coding region runs from base 1 to 3756 and encodes 1251 amino acids. Gene Ontology annotation, molecular function: DNA binding; hydrolase activity, acting on acid anhydrides, in phosphorus-containing anhydrides; zinc ion binding.
AUGUCGACUACACACGCCUUUGAAUACAGCAGGAGUAGCAAAGCAAAAUGUCACGGCCCGCCUCCAUGCAAAGGGUCGCCGAUUGACUUGGGAGCGCUGCGGUACGGGCAGGUGAACUUCGGACCCUACGGAGAGACAGUAGAGUGGCGACAUUGGGGCUGCGUUACACCCGACAUUCUGCAGAGACUUUCAUCUGUUCAGCUCGAGCGCGUCCCAGGAUUCGUGAGCCUACGGCAGGAGGACCAGUCGAAAAUACGUCUGGCCGUGGGUCUCCGUCGCCUAGACCCCGCGGAUGUAACCGAAACCGCCAAAUUCAGAGAGCCGACCUUUAUUCAGCCCUUGAUAUCAAAUGUAUCAUCCCCGCCGGGUUCUAGUCAGACAUUGACUACUACAGCAAGUGCAUCUACAACGGGCCCAAGUCAGAAGAAGAGGAAGGCCGCCUUCGAGGCUGCUAUGGGCGCAUCGCAGCCAUCCAGACCACAGCCCAGUGCGAGUCGACGAAUCGCAAGUCAACCACCCGCGAGUCAACCACCCGCGAGUCAGCCCCUCCGCCGUCUCUCAGACCGGUUUGAAGAGGAACAGAACAACGAGGUCAUUGAUGUCGACGACGCGCAAGAUGAGCUGUACUGUAUGCUCAAGGUCCCCGUUGUCGGUCUGCAGUACUAUAAAGGUCUUGUCGGCGCCGGUGAAGAAGUGCGGCUUAUCCGAGAGCCGGGAAACGCAUUCGACAAAAAUGCGAUUCAAGCGAAGAACAUCGGGGGCACUCAGGUCGGCCAUGUCAAGAGAGAGUUUGCAGCCAGGCUUGCCCCGCUGCUUGACAAGGGCCUGAUCACCAUUGAAGGUGUCAUGCAAGAAGGGAAUCUCAAGGGCAAGCAUUUUCAGUUGGACAUGACACUCAAGAUAUAUGGUUCCGGGAACCAGAGAGCGACGCUUGAACCGAAACUCAUAUGGGCGACACCGGGUCAGCGUGGGUUCGCUGCAAGAAAUGGCACAAGCACCCAGGUUCCAGGCGCUUCGGCGAGAGCUGUAGGCAUGCCCUCAGCAUCACAGUCGGCCGUAGGCGCAGGCCGAUACGCCGGGUCGUAUGGUGCGCAAGGUACGCAUGGUGGGUAUGGUGCAUACGGCGGGUCCAGUGGAGGAUACGGCGGGCGUGGCGGGUACCCGGUGGCGGCAACGCAGUCAAGUUCUGGGCAUCCUGCAAGCCAAAUGACCGCUCAACAACUUGCCGCCCGUGAGGAGGCUGCGCGCAAACAAGCAGAGGAGAUGGCGAAAUCGGCAGAGCUCCGCCAGAUUCUGGACAAUUUGACGAAAGUCGACGAUGAAAAUCGGCGGAGCUCGUUGUUGGAUACUCUGUGCGCCGUGGCCGAUGUGCUUGAGAUGCCAGAACAUCCGAGCCCGCCGAGCAUCACAAGCGGCGACUUGAAAGUGAACUUGUUGAAGCACCAGAGUCAAGCGUUGCAGUGGUGCGUGGAGCAUGAAUACCCUGUCUUGCCGAAGAAGGAAACGGACAAGCCAGUGCAAUUCUGGAAGUACACGAAAACCAAUGGUAAACCCAUUUACUACAAUCUUGCUACGAAAACUCCGCAGAGCGUACCGCCGUUGCUUGGUCGUGGUGCCCUGUGCGCUGAUAGCAUGGGUUUAGGCAAAACACUAACUAUGCUGGCACUCAUUUUGGCCACGAAAUCUGAUAUACCCCCGGAUUUCUCGAGGACAACACUCAUUGUUGUUCCAUUGUCGAUCUUGUCUAAUUGGGAGAAGCAAAUCGAAGACCAUGUCCAGCCUGGGGCCCUAACGUCGUGUGUGUAUUACGGCGCCACACGUUCAAUGACGCCGGAGGAUCUGAAGAAGUACGACGUUGUUAUCACCACCUAUCAGACUGUCACGAAGGAGCACGGAGAUACGCUCGUGACCGCUGGUGGCGAAGGGGCCACCAAGAAGAAAAAGAUCGAAGGCAGCUUGUUUCAGUUGUCUUGGAAGCGUGUCAUUUUGGAUGAAGGCCACAACAUCCGCAAUCCUCGGACAAAGAUGGCAAAGGCUGUAUGCGCACUCGAAGCUCAACGUCGGUGGAUUCUCACAGGAACACCGAUUAUCAACUCUCCUAAGGACCUUGGAUCUAUCCUCACCUUCCUACGGAUUUGCCAUCCGCUGGGCAAUGAGGAUAUGUACAAGCGCCUGAUUCUGCGACCGUUGAAGGAUGGCGAACAGAGUGGUGCGGAACUGCUGAAAAUGCAAGACAAGGACGGCAAACCCCUAGUUCCCCUACCACCCCUCGAUAUCACUGUCAUGCCGGUCACUAUCACUGGCAAGGCGAGGGACUUGUACGAUGCCGUCGAAGAGCUCUCCGGUGACCGCAUCAACAAUCUUGUGGAUAGGCACGGCCAGAACUCCGCGGUUGUCACCUCGAAUAUUCUGUCGCUCCUCACGCGCUUGCGUCAGAUAGCCCUACAUCCUGGACUUGUGCCACGGAAUUAUUUGGAACAACUGCGUCUCGCAGAGGCACAGGAGGAUGCCCCCGCGCGGCAGCUUAGUGCCGAGGAUAAGAUCCGAUUGCAAGCCUUGCUAGCACAGGGUAUAGAGGACAACGAAGAAUGUCCUAUCUGCUUCGACAUACUCAGGGAUCCGAGGAUCACUAGCUGUGCACAUAUGUUCUGCUUGGAGUGCAUAUCCACCGUGAUUACGCGGGAUCAAAAAUGCCCAAUGGACCGCCGUCCCUUGACAAUCGGAGAUCUCCUGGAGCCUCCUCCACCAACCGAACUAACUCAAGCACCUAUUCCGCAAGAUGAUGACGACGACGAAGAUAUGGACGACCUCCGGUCGGGCUCCUCCGCGAAGAUCGACCAAUUGAUCCAUCUGUUGCAGCUCACCCCCGAUACGGAGAAGUCACUCGUCUUCUCCCAGUUCACGUCGUUCCUGGACAAGAUAGCAGAGGGAUUGGAGAGAGCAGGAAUCCCGUACAUUCGCUUCGACGGUAAGAUGUCCGCUCGGCGACGGCAAGAAGCCAUCGCACGUUUCUCUGUUCCGCUCGACGGCCCCAGCCCUGCGUCAAUCGUCACCACGGAAGCUCCGCUCUCGACCCAAGAAACAGCUGCCGUACCCGCACGCCGCCGUACGCGGAAGACUGCGACGAACGCCUACAUGGAAGGCGACGCAGCCAUGGGCGACGAUGGCCAAGACGCUGAUUACACCUUCGUCGAUAACGGCGACGACGACGACUUCAUUGACGACGAGGAUGAUGACAACGCCCCAAGGAAGAAGGGGAAGGCCAAGAAGGGGAAGGGGAAAGCGAAGGCCAAGAAACAGGCCAGGAUCAGUACUGCCCCUCCCUCGACGUCAACAUACCUGAAUGGCUCUGCGUUCGGCAGCGAUGUGAACCCGAAGGUCAUGCUCAUCUCGCUCAAGGCUGGUGCACUGGGCCUCAACCUGACGGUGGCGAACAACGUUUUCCUGUGGUGGCAAGAAGGCAUCGAAUCUCAAGCUAUAGACCGAUGCAAUCGGAUCGGCCAGACGAAGCCUGUGCAUGUUUACCAGCUAAUCGCUGAGAACACGGUCGAAUCAAAGGUCAUCGAGAUCCAAGAGAAGAAGAAAAAGCUCAUUGACCACGCGUUCUCCGGCAUCAAGAGCAACGAGACACAACGCAUGAAGAAGCAGGCGCGGCUGACUGAGCUCGUCGCUAUGUUCGGCAAUCGACGGGCUGCCCAGAAUGACAACAACGAAGCCGACGGCCGCCAAGGUACGCUGGAUGAGUGGCGCCAGUGA